This is a messenger RNA of Stylophora pistillata, 1176 nucleotides long. Its product is annotated as D(1)-like dopamine receptor. Gene Ontology annotation, biological process: G protein-coupled receptor signaling pathway. The record is from RefSeq and is a predicted model, not a curated record. Gene Ontology annotation, cellular component: membrane. Lineage: Eukaryota; Metazoa; Cnidaria; Anthozoa; Scleractinia; Pocilloporidae. Gene Ontology annotation, molecular function: G protein-coupled receptor activity.
AGAUCCAAAGCUCACUAUCUAAAGUUUUCCAUCUCUUUCUAACCCGACACUAAAAUGGAAGGAAUGAGGAGACUCAAUUCUUCAUUCACUUUGAACUAUUCAACAACACAGCCGAAUUCGUCAGAUUGGAACCCAAAUGAGCAGAACAUCUCAUCAGGGAUCAUUACUCAGUCGGUCUUCCUUGCCCUGGUGAUAUUUGUUGGUGUGGUCGCUAACUCCUUGGUUUGUCUUGUGAUUUACAAGCGAAGAAAUCUUCACACGGUCCUCUACAGUUUCCUGGUGAGUCUUUCCAUCUCUGAUCUUCUUCACGCUGCACUCAAGAUGCCAACAACCUUGCUAUCCACGCUACACGUCCGCUGGUAUCCUCAUCCGUCUUUCUGUUACAUCACCACUCCAUUUGGCGUCCUUUUUGGUGCCGCCACGGUCUUCAACUUGUGCGCAGUCGCAUUAAAUCAGUAUUUCAUCAUCGUCAAACCCCUUCACUACCCCAUGGUCAUGACCGCUGCGCAUGCGCGUUACGUCAUUGCCGGCCUGUGGGCGGGAAGCAUUGUGAUCUCUCUUCCGCCAAUAUUCUGGCGCACAGCUAACACCAUUUGCAAAAGCGGGGCAGUCUCCAGUGACAACUAUCUUUCUGAAGUGCUUUAUCUAUCGGCCUUGUGGACAUUUGUGGUCAUUAUCCCAACCGUCGUCAUGGGUACAAGCUACACCAAGAUUUUUCUGGAGGCGCGUCGCCAAAUUUUCAAAAUGAGAGAAGGCAAUCAACUCAACGGCGAGUUACGAGCGUCGCACACGCGUAGAAGGGAAUUUCGUGCGGCAGCGCUGCUUGCUUUAGUCGGCGGAAUUUUCAUCUUAUGCUGGCUACCGUUUUUCGUUGUUCAAACUGUACACAAAUUCUCGGCUGCGAACAUUUCGCCAUUUUAUUUUCGCUUUUUCCUUUGUGUCAUGUUCUCUAAGUCGGCAAUCAAUCCGCUGCUGUAUACUGCUCUGAACAAAGAAUUAAGGAAAGCGUUAACUCAGUUCUUAGGUCUUCAGAAGAAAACCUCUCAGGACAGUAAAGUUCGGGUACCGAGUGCUCGAAUGAACAAUCUGAAAAAUGGUUCAAAUCGCGAAAGCUUGUUGUAAAUAGGUGGCGAUGUAAAUAGCACAGGAAUUUUAAACUUACAAUAAACGUAUUUC